Molecule: messenger RNA, 2000 nt
Organism: Galleria mellonella (greater wax moth)
Lineage: Eukaryota; Metazoa; Arthropoda; Insecta; Lepidoptera; Pyralidae
Product: nucleolar protein 9
Exons: 7
Coding region: 94-1995 (633 amino acids)
Biological process (GO): endonucleolytic cleavage in ITS1 to separate SSU-rRNA from 5.8S rRNA and LSU-rRNA from tricistronic rRNA transcript (SSU-rRNA, 5.8S rRNA, LSU-rRNA); ribosomal small subunit export from nucleus; endonucleolytic cleavage in 5'-ETS of tricistronic rRNA transcript (SSU-rRNA, 5.8S rRNA, LSU-rRNA)
Cellular component (GO): nucleolus; preribosome, small subunit precursor; 90S preribosome
Molecular function (GO): RNA binding
Source: RefSeq, a predicted model, not a curated record
CGUCACGUCAACGUGAAUUUGACAUUUUGUCAUAACCUCUAAAAAGUACCUCUUUAUUGUUAUUGUUGUGUUUUUCUAAAAAUAAUAAUCAAAAUGAGUGAAGAAACAGUUGAUAAUAAUCCUAAUAAGAAGAGAAUAAGAAAGAAACGUAAAAAUUUCCUAGCCAAUGCUAAGAAAUACGCAAAAAAGGGACAAAUGGGCCGCGGGACCAGGAUGUCGGAGGAACUGUAUCAAUACUUCGUCGGUAUAUUAGAAGUGAUGAAACAGGGCAGUGAGGAUUACGAGGAAAGAGCAUCUCUAGUAAACAAUGUCCUAGAACGUACCAAAGGGGAAGAAUUAAACAUAGUCGGCAACCAGCUCGGUUGUAGAGUGGUUGAAAUACUCCUACCAUACUCCUCUGCAGAAGAUCUGGAACGGUUCAUUGAAAUACUAUCACCGGAACUCCGUAGAUUAUGUUCUGACAAUUUCUCAAGUCAUGUCAUCGAGACAAUGCUCCGAGUGUCCUGUGGCCGUGCAACUGAACAUUUACAAAUGAACGAAACUGAAGAAGAACCGAAGAAGAAGAAGAAGAAAACAGAAUCUAAGUACAGCGAAGAACACAUAAAGAAUUGUUACGAAUUCACAUUAAAAAUAUGUAAAUACGCACUCAAUAAUCUCGAGGACUUUGUAUGGGAUUCAUACGCUAAUCAUAUACUGAGAAGUGCUUUGAAAUGUUUAAGUGGAAUUACACUUUUACCAGGAGAGAAGCCGAAAGUUAACCUUUUUAGAGAGACCGUCCAAACUGACAAGGGUAUUCCUCCACAUCAAACAGAAAUGCAGUAUAAGAACGUGCCAGAUGAGUUUAAAGAUUUAGUCAGAGAAUUCGCCAGCAGGCUCUCAGCUUGGCCUCAGUUUAAAGAUCUACCGUACCAGAACUUAACAUCUGCGUUAUUGCAAGUGUUGUUAUAUUCUAUUAAGAAUGUAGAUAAAAGCCUUACAAAGGAGUUGCUAAAGAAGUUAUUGAAUGAAAGCUUCGCUCCCGAAGACUGGGUGACAUCUGGUGCUGAUGAAGAGAAGGAGGAAGAGAAAGUUGACGAUAAAGAAGAAGUAAAAACGAAUGGUGUUACAACUGGAAGUUUGCCACCAGUAUUUGAGAAUCAAUCUGCUGUGAGGUUAUUAGAAGCAGCAUUAUUUGUAGCUAAGAAAAAGAUGUACACGCAAAUAUAUGCUCGUUGCUUCAUCAACAGACUGGGCCAACUUUCCACAGUUCCAAUGCUCAACUUCACUGUCCAACGGCUCAUAGACAACUGUCAGAUAAAAGAAGAGUUGGAGCCAAUGUUCGACGAGCUGUCGAGCAAGUUCGACGCGAUACUGGCGAGCGGCAACACGGGCGUACUCGUCGCGCUCGCGAAGGCUUGCCUCAGGAUCAAAGCUAAACAGAUACAGUUCAUCAACAGCCUAGAGUCAGUACUGAUUGCUAAGGAGGAGCAUCAGAGGUACUUCGCGGUGCUGUGCCUGCGGUUGCUGCCAGCUGACCGCGUGCAGCUGGACAACUUGGACAAAGAGUACUUCAUCAACGUUCAUGGCUCCGUCAUACUGCAGUGUAUACUCGAGUACCAGCGACCCGCAAAAGCGGUAACGAGCCUCCUAGAGCUGACCCCCGAGGAGUUGCUGGUCAUCUUCACGGACGCGAAGGGUUGCCACGUGGCCGACGCCUUCUGCAAGAGCCAGUGUGUUGGAGUGAAGUCCAGGGAUAAACUUGUGUGGAAACUAAAGGGAUUCUACCAAAAGCUGGCCCUAUCUCAGUACGGUUCGCGCGCGUUCGAGCAAAUCUACGGCGCGGCGUCCAACGAGCAGAGGAUCAAAAUAAUGCUCGAGAUAUCGGACAAGAGCAGCCUGCUGAACGGCUCGCAGUACGGACGCUUGCUCGCCAACAAGCUAGGCGUCGACACGUUCAAACUGUCCCAGAAGAAGUGGGAGCAAGCGCAUUUGAAGACUGAUAAUAAAUGUUUGUAAUUGUU